GCGUCGCGGUCACCUCAGGGGCUGGCGGUACCGCCAUGGCGGCGGUGCGGGACGUAGAGAUCGACCCCGAGGGCACGUUCAAGUACAUCUUGGUGCGCCUGCAGCGCCCGGGCGGCGAGGAGCGGCGGGACAUCGUCCGCGGCACCAAGGCGGCCGAGUUCCACAAUCAUAUAUUUGAAAAAGUAAAUCCUGAGAUGGAAAAGCUGGGAUAUGAGUGCAAGUGCCUUGGAGGAGGGAAAAUUGAUCAUAAUAGCAAAGACAAGAAAAUUAGGGUAUUCGGGCUUUCUACAGGCUAUGGAAAAGCAGAUCAUUCGGUGACUGUAGAGUUACUGAAAAAAGUGUAUACAGAUUAUGAAAUUACAUGGUCAGAUGACAAGAAAUAAAUGGCUACCUAUGAACACAACAAGUAUUUCAAAACUGGUAACUCUGUGUGCAGUUACUGUGAGAUUGUGGCUCUAGCAGUCUUCACUUGAAAGUCCUAAAAACCCCGAUUCUGUAUCUGCAUGAAAACAGAGCUAUCUUUGAGCAAUCCAAGAAUAAAAUGAGUAUGGUAAGCAAAGGAGUAGUAUAUUAACCGAAGACAGCAAGUUUGAUUGUGGAAUACUUUCAAGAGGAAGCAUUAUGGUAGAAGAUUGUAAGUGCCGCCUUUAUUUGCCAAAAAGUACAUGAGAUUG
This is a messenger RNA of Haliaeetus leucocephalus (bald eagle), 674 nucleotides long. Its product is annotated as 14 kDa phosphohistidine phosphatase-like. Bases 36 to 383 code for a protein of 115 amino acids. The record is from RefSeq and is a predicted model, not a curated record. Gene Ontology annotation, biological process: peptidyl-histidine dephosphorylation. The transcript has 4 exons. NCBI's taxonomy places the organism in Eukaryota, Metazoa, Chordata, Aves, Accipitriformes, Accipitridae. Gene Ontology annotation, cellular component: cytosol. Gene Ontology annotation, molecular function: protein histidine phosphatase activity.